ACACAAAACGAUAACCCUUUAUGUAUGAGGUGGCGAUAAACCUCCUCUUCUCUGUUCAUUCUGAUCCUCUCAUCCUUCUGCUUUAACAAACCCACAAGCCAUCGUCCCUGAAGAAAGAAAGCAUGCUUUCACUGAAACCCUGCAAGAAUCAUUUCUUAAGAUCCCCAUUUCUAUUCCAUGCUUCAAAGCUUCAAAGACAAGCACAGACAGUACUUCAUCAUCAAGGAAGAAAGGUUAUUGCAAGGAAGGUUACUGUGAUAGGGUGUCAAGGGGAAGUGAAUAAGAAGGAAAGGAGGAGUUUCUUGAGCCUAGAAGAAGCUGGUUUGGUUGAAAUUUCCGGUCUGGAAACUCACGAACGAUUCCUAUGUCGAUUAACGAUCUCAUCACUAAAUCUACUUAGAGUGAUAUCAGAGCAAGAAGGCUUGCCAAUUGAGGAACUUAAUGCUGGGAGGAUCUGUGAUUGGUUUCUCAAGGACAAGCUCAAAAGAGAGCAGAAUUUGGAUUCUGCAGUUCUUCAAUGGGAUGAGUCUGAUUUUCAAAUCUAAGGUUGUUGUUGCCUGUUAUAAGUUGAUUAUGCAAUAUAAGUAGCCCUAUCUUUAUUAGUUUUGGUGUGUAUUUAGCUGCUUCUACUCAUCCAGGGAUUAAUGACCAUGUCUACUUCUAACCCA
Macadamia integrifolia is the source of this 668-nucleotide messenger RNA. RefSeq lists its product as uncharacterized. The transcript is spliced from 3 exons. Bases 123 to 545 code for a protein of 140 amino acids. Lineage: Eukaryota; Viridiplantae; Streptophyta; Magnoliopsida; Proteales; Proteaceae. The record is from RefSeq and is a predicted model, not a curated record.